Paramisgurnus dabryanus is the source of this 1833-nucleotide messenger RNA. It is a transcript of the gene arl13a, whose product is annotated as ADP-ribosylation factor-like 13A. The record is from RefSeq and is a predicted model, not a curated record. Gene Ontology annotation, biological process: receptor localization to non-motile cilium; non-motile cilium assembly. Lineage: Eukaryota; Metazoa; Chordata; Actinopteri; Cypriniformes; Cobitidae. Gene Ontology annotation, cellular component: non-motile cilium; ciliary membrane. Gene Ontology annotation, molecular function: GTPase activity; GTP binding.
AAGUUAAAGAGGCGAUGGUGCUCAACUUGGUGCUCUCCUCCCCAACUCAACAUGUUUAAUCUUAUGAGCAAUUGCUGCAGUUGGGUCUCCAAACUUCAGCAACCGCUAAGAAAGGUUACAGUGCUAGUAAUUGGCUUGGACAAAGCUGGGAAAACAUCUUGUGUCAGAGGGAUGUUGGGAGUGCCUCCUGGAGAAAUAAGUCCCACUCACGAAUGUGUUCGCACUGAGCUAAGGGUGGAAAACUACUUGGUUGACAUACUGGAAAUGGGCGGAGCUCCUGAGGUUCGAGGAACCUGGAGAGAGCGUUAUGGUGAAGCUCACGGCAUCAUUUUUGUGAUCGACUCCAGUGACAGGCAGCGAAUGAAGGAUGUCAGAGAAAGUUUGGUCGACCUACUGAAACAUCCAAGAGUGGCUGGAAAACCUCUCUUAGUGCUGGCAAAUAAGCAGGACAAAAUGAAUGCUCUGCUGGGAAAUGAACUCAUUGAAAUUCUCUCCCUUGAGAAGCUGGUCAACCAGAGCCGGUCCCUAUGCCACAUUGAACCAUGUUCGGCCCUAAUGGAUCUACGUCGCUGGUCAGAUAGAAAGACCUUGCGAGGUCUUAGAUGGCUACUGCGAGCUGUAUGCCUGGACUAUGCAGACCUGUGCACCCGCGUGAUGAGGGAUGGGAGGCGACCAUUAGACCCAGAGGAAAAAGAUCGGAGAGGGAAAACAGAGAAGAACUGGAAUAAAUCUAAAGGGGAGAAAAAACGGGCAAGCAAAAUAGAUAUUCGUCAAGAACAGCACACAGAAAAAGUAACAAAAAAUGGGACCCUGCAACCAAUCAGAAAUAUUCUGAAUCAGGAAAACUCUUUUAAACAGAAAUUAAGGAAAAAGAAGAAGAAGGUAAAGGUUAAGACUGAAAAGGGCAGCGCAAGCAGAGAAGUUGUGAAUGAAGAGGAAGUUGAUGAGACAGAAGCAAAUGAAGCAGAACAAGACCAAAACAGCCAGAAGGAUAAAACCAGCAGUGCAUUGUUGCCCGGGAAACAUGGGAAACUGAAACGCAAAGCCAAAGUGAAAGAAGAGACUUUGGUUUCCCCAGAAUCCCCCAACAAUGAAGUCCCUCAAACCCCUAGAGGAAAAAUGCAAAGAAAAAGGAAAAAGAAGGCGAUUAAAGGGAAUCGAAAGAACAAGAUAAACACAGAGGAAGUUCCAGCUGCUUAUACGCAGCCAGUUGAUCUUUCAACCACUUUCGAUCUUUACAGAAAAGCAAUUCAAGCUCUCAAAGCCCGACAGGAACAAAAGAUGGUUGCGGGGCAGUGAGAAUAAAGAUCACACACAGCAAUAUCAUGACAGGAGAUGGCAGAAUGAAGAUCUGGUGGAAAUGGAUGACCUUCAAACAUUGUAAACUAUUUAUUGUAAAUUUUGACGAGCUCAGCUUAUUUAUCAGCUAGAUGUACUGUUGUGUAAUGGUCAUCAAUAAUUUUGUAAAACAGUAAGAAGCUCACACAUUGUAAGUGUCAGAGUUUUGGCAUCUGUUUAGGAUUUUCAGAUGAUGUCUAUUGCAUAUGACAGACAGUUUAUGACAUUUUAGAUAAAUUAACAUACUGAUUUUUCAUGGUAAAGACUUUUGUUAAGAUAAUGUUUAUGGCCUAACCUGACUUUUUUGGGAUUUUUUAUACAUUUUAUAAACGACCAGUUUCUUUUUAACCAAUUUAUACAGUUUCUAGACGUGAUUGUUUGAUAAAUAGAAAGAAAUGCAUGACGGGAAUUAUUUCAUUGUUCGAACAAAAAAUAUGUUCCCUGAUAUUCCCUCAAAAACUAAUAAAAUAUUAUUUACCAUGUCUUCAAUCCCAU